Messenger RNA from Sardina pilchardus (European sardine), 932 nucleotides. Its product is annotated as protein SPMIP2. The coding region runs from base 76 to 630 and encodes 184 amino acids. The transcript has 5 exons. The record is from RefSeq and is a predicted model, not a curated record. Lineage: Eukaryota; Metazoa; Chordata; Actinopteri; Clupeiformes; Clupeidae.
CGUCCGUGCGCACUGCACGCAGGAGACCACAUUCGGUUGGCUGCAGCCGGGUGCGCUUGCAGGGUUCGGGAGAUAAUGGCAAGGGUUUUGUGCAACCCGUCAAGUCCAAACAAAUCGCCACGUUAUGGACAACGAAUUAUAUUCACAGGUCCUGACGGAGUAGGUGAUUAUAGAACAAAGCAACAGGACUUCCCCCGGUCCAUAGGAAUCGGACCGUUAUCUCCCGAGAGCACCGGAGACCUAAACUACCUGCUCCGCGCAGCACCAGGCACCCCGCCGCCCGGGCCGAAGCACUGCUAUGCCGGCGGUGUGGGCUGGGGCGUGCAGUACAGCGGCGCCCUGAACGGCAGAACUCUGCUCAGUGAUAACCGAAUCAAGCGUGGUGAAUUUCGCUCAGCAAUGGAAGACAGAAUCACUCACAGAUUCCAGAAUCCAUGGUUUGAGCCGCCUCGCGUUCUGGACAGGCAGCCCAGGGGCGCCCGCGCCUGGCUAGGGUGGACCCACAGCCAGGAGGAAACCCAGGAGUUCCUGCAGCUGAACAGGAAACGCUCUGCCCAGAGAAAGGUGAUUGGUAGGUCGUCAUCCCAGCCCAGCAGCAUUGUCUUCCCUCAGAUAAUUGCCACCAGAUAAGCAAAGGGAAAAGCUUUGCAGAUCCAGCUUCAUCAUGGCAAUAAAGAAGAUGUUUUCUGUGUAGAAAUCAAAUAUCAAAAUGUUUCACAAACCUUUCCUAUGUGUUACAUUUUUGGGCCACAUAGAAAUGAAUGAGUCCUUGAAGAACAUGCAGCCUACAGCUGUUUUAAGGCAGCCAUAUAUUUACUUCAGACACAUACUAUAGCCUAUUUGACACAGUGAUUUUAUCCACUCAAGUUUGAUGAGUGAGAUUGUGUUUAGCAUUAUGCAAAUGAGCAUAAACGAUAUCUGCAAACUGUGUA